Copidosoma floridanum is the source of this 1500-nucleotide messenger RNA. It is a transcript of the gene spz4, whose product is annotated as Spaetzle domain-containing protein 4. Lineage: Eukaryota; Metazoa; Arthropoda; Insecta; Hymenoptera; Encyrtidae. Gene Ontology annotation, cellular component: extracellular region. Gene Ontology annotation, biological process: central nervous system formation; innate immune response. Gene Ontology annotation, molecular function: Toll binding; growth factor activity. The record is from RefSeq and is a predicted model, not a curated record.
AUGGUUGUACAAAAAACACAGUGCAAGGUUGCGAGUUUGGCGGUUCUUUGGGCCAACUGCGGCAGCGCAGUCCUUAUCGAGGGCGGCCCGAGCACCUUCGGCUACGACGCCUCCUCGUCGUGCAGUAAACCGUCCUCGCGCACGGCGCGCGCCCGCCUCGACCUGCCCUGCGACUUCAGCCGGGAAAAUUGGUGCGCCAUCGCCGGCAACGCUUACCCGUGGCAAGCGGUGCGGAGAUUCGUGCAGGAGAACCAGGGCUUGAUGAGGCGCAUGUACGGCGACGAGAAGCACAUAAGCGUCAUUAAAACCGAGUUCGAGAGGAACGACGUCGAGCUGGAGUUCGAGAACGAACCGAUUCGCUUCUACUACGACGACCCAAAUCUGCUUUACAGGCAGUUCCCGUCCGAGGUGGACUACAACCACGUGGCGCCCCGGAACGAGGACAGGUACGGCCGAUCGCUCAACACCGGCACCUCGAGCAAACUCGCGCCAACCCGGAACUCCCACCCGAACGAGACGCCGAUCGCUGGGUACGCGACCUCGACCGCCACCCCUGCAGAUACGAUUGCAACCACAUCGGCGAGUAGCGAAGACGUUGGCUCGACGUCGCAGGGGCCGCAGAACUCGAGUACGAGCAACUCCAGUGCCGAGACGACGACGGUGAAAGCGUCCCCGAGCGUCGAGCCAUGGAGUACGACGCCGGGUGUGCCGGGCGACGGGACGGUGGUGCCGAACCUGGUGGCGAGCCUCGAGCAGAUAGCCAACGUCCAGAGCGUCAGCACGAACGAGAUCGGCCAGCCAGGGCAGGUGGACCGGUUGGACGACAACGUGGACGAGCUCGAGGAAACGACAACUAGGACGUCGACCGUUCCCGGUGGGGGAGGGGAGGAGGAGGAGGAGUCGUCAAGCGCCGAGGUGGUCGAGGAGUCCGCGGAGGCCAGUGUGUCGCAGUACCAGGAGUUCCGGCCAAGGCCCAGGCCGGGGUUCAGACCCACCAGUACCACCACCGCGAGCGCCUCGAUGGAGGGACAAUUGUACCAGGAGGUCGCGUCCAAGGACAAGCAGCAGGAGCUCGUUUUGAAAGUUCGGGGCAUAAACGCCUGUCCGGUCAUGGAGGAGGUCGUGGCGCCGUUCUGGGCCAACAACACGAGGGGCGAGAUGCUCGCCCUCCUCAAUCUCUAUCCCUUCGAGCAGUACGUUCACUGGGAAAAAUGCUCUCAAGAGAACAAACAGAUGUACUGCAGGGACGGGUGCAGGUGCGAGCAGCAGUACAGGCUGCACCGGCUACUGGCUUACGACCCGAGCAACGAGUGCCGGGGUAUAUUCAGUGAUUGGUUCAAGUUCCCGAGCUGUUGCAUCUGCCGCUGCUACGAUUUGCCGCUCGAGUUUCGGGUGACCUCGCGCUCGCCGCGGUACACACCGCGUCGCAAGGUCAAGGUCCGAGGCCCGGCCAAACCGCCCCGGCAACGGCAGCGACGCACCGGGGGCUUCGACGUCUGA